Messenger RNA from Hyaloscypha bicolor E, 5034 nucleotides. Its product is annotated as calcium-translocating P-type ATPase. Gene Ontology annotation, biological process: calcium ion transmembrane transport; intracellular calcium ion homeostasis. Gene Ontology annotation, cellular component: intracellular membrane-bounded organelle; membrane. The record is from RefSeq and is a predicted model, not a curated record. The transcript has 8 exons. Gene Ontology annotation, molecular function: calcium:proton antiporter activity; ATP binding; ATP hydrolysis activity. NCBI's taxonomy places the organism in Eukaryota, Fungi, Ascomycota, Leotiomycetes, Helotiales, Hyaloscyphaceae. Bases 202 to 5034 code for a protein of 1610 amino acids.
CACCCUUACAACCCCUUCUACCCAGACCUUUAUUUGAGGCUCAGGUCAGGCUGGACGGUGCGAGGUUUUCGGAUGGGAGUUCGGAAAUAGUGUUUAUCCGAGGGCAGCCGCCGCUCACAUUUCCACGACCUGCAUCGUGCCAGCACCAACAUCUCAAAUCGAACAUGCGAUGCCUGUCAAUUGCUGACCGACAACGCUUCAAUGUCAUUGAUUUUACCUCUUUUUAGAUCCCGUGAACGCACUCCAGGCACUAUGGCAUCGCAAGCCCGGGACGUGUCUCCUGCCGGAUCCCCAGCGCCGCCAGCGAGCGAAAGCACUGCGUUGACUGGGGAAGCGGCCAGCUACCCAGCCUACCCGCAAGUCGGGCUCACAGUCCCACACUAUGUUUAUGAUACCAUAAAGGCGACGCUUUAUUGUUCGAAGGCAAAUAUUCUCCUGGUUUUCAUUCCCCUCUCCAUCAUCGCUGCAGCCCGAGAAUGGAACCCCGUGGCUGUUUUUGCCCUCAGCUUUUUUGCCAUGUUCCCGCUCGCCGAGCUACUGUCCUGGUCAACGGAGCAGCUGUCAGCAAGUACAGGACAAGUAAUUGGAGGAUUGCUCAUGGCAGCCUUUGGUAACGCAGUAGAAAUGAUUGUCGGUAUCACUGCCUUGAGACAAGGGGAAUUCCGAAUUGUGCAGUCAAGCAUGGUGGGUAGUAUCCUAUCAGGAACUCUGCUGAUCCUGGGUAGCUGCCUUUUCGUCGCUGGCUAUAAAGAGAAGGAAGUGAAAUUCAACGUGGACUUGACCUCUAUCAUGUCUUCAUUGAUGAUCGUUGCAUCAGCAUCUCUCGUCAUUCCGUCAGCCAGCUACUUUGCAGACCUGCCGUCCAACAAUUUGGAACCCCACUUGGAACCGGCCUCCUACAUCUUGACCUUGUCCCACAUAGCGGCUAUCAUUCUCCUCGUCUUCUACUGUUUAUAUCUCUUUUUCCAACUCAAGACUCACGCUGAUAUUUUUGCCGAGUCCAACCAGGCAGAGCCGGAAGGAAGCCCUGAACUUGAUCCUUGGGCUGCUGGCUUUGUUCUUGUCCUCUCUACUAUCGGUGUUUCAGUCUGCUCAGAUUAUCUUGUAGACAGUGUCGACGGAUCCGUUGAGGAACUGGGGGUGAGCAGGGCAUUCAUCGGCCUUAUCCUCGUUCCAAUUGUAGGCAAUGCGGGCGAGUUCGUCGCAGUAGUCAACCAGGCGGGGAAGAAGAAUAUCGAUUUCGCUCUUGUAUUGAUUGUAGGGAGCACUUUGCAAAUUGCCCUGUUCGUUACUCCAUUUUUGAUCAUCUUGGGCUGGAUUAUUGGAAAGCCAAUGUCGUUACGUUUCGAUACAUUCCAGACGACGGUACUUUCUAUGUCGGUUAUAGUGGUGAACUGUCUAGUUCGAGGAGGGCGGAGCAACUACUUUGAGGGCUUUCUGUUGCUUGGCAUGUACUUUAUCAUUGCGAUAGCAUUCUAUGUUCAUCCAGACGUUGUUGAUACCCUAGAUGGCGAGGUGUUGAGGUCGCCUCGUCGUAGUCUGGGUGCGGCUGGCUUCAAGGCCAAGGAAAACAAGCACAAGUUUGCCUUCUCACCUGGGCAACUGGGCAGACUCGUAACCUCCGACAAAAGCUUGCCAGUGUUCUACGAGUUUGGUGGCCUGCCUCGCCUGGAAAAGGGAUUGCGAACAGAUCGACGUCGCGGCUUGAGCUCGGAAGAGACAGUUCUCGACGACUUUGUGUUCGAGGGCGCGAAUCAUAAUCCGGUACCAACGGAGACAGAGACGAGGGCUUCGACCGAAGAAGAAGCGCUGGCACCGGUUGCCAUCGCCAGACUGGCAUUAACAUGGACAACAUCAGGCAGGCUAUCUGGCGGGGCGUUUGCAGACAGAAAACGGGUGUUUCAGGACAAUACACUCCCUACCAAAAAGCUGCUGAGCAUAUUUCAGUUGAUGUGGAUGGCUUAUAACGACUUUGUUCUUUUCUUCUUAACUGCAGCAGCCGCAGUCUCGCUAGCCGUCGGAUUCUACCAGGCCUUCGGGACACCACGCACGCCGAGUAACCCACCGAUAGAGUGGGUGGAGGGAGUUGCAAUCCUCACGGCCAUUUUUAUUAUCGUGCUGGUUGGUUCUGUUAACGACUGGGAGAAAGAGCGUCAGUUUGCCCAGCUGAACAAGAAGCAGCAAGAUCGAACGGUGAAGGUCAUCAGGUCAGCGACGUCUCAAGUACUCCCUAUCUCCGACGUGCUUGUGGGCGACGUUGUAUACCUGGAGUCGGGAGAUGUGAUCCCUGCCGACGGGAUAUUCAUCAAUGGCUACAAUAUCAAAUGUGACGAGUCGUCGUCGACUGGCGAGUCACACCUCAUGCACAAGCAUGGUGCAGACGAAGUGUUCCAAGCCAUAGCUAUCCAGGAACAGGAAAAACAACCGGAACAAAGGGAGGCAAAUGCCCCCAAAACAGAGCUGGAUCCCUUUAUCUUUGCGGGAGCCAAGGUCGCCGAAGGCCUAGGGACCUUCCUCGUCACGGCAACUGGUGUGAACUCCUGCUAUGGCAAGAUCCUGCUAUCUCUCAAAGAGGAACCGAGCUUUACUCCCUUGCAAGUCAAGCUUAAGAAACUCGCCAAAGCCAUCGCUUGGUUUGGCUUCGCAGCAGCCCUGCUCUUGUUCGUCGUGCUAUUCAUCAAAUUCUUAGCACAGCUUCCACACAACUCACAUUCCCGUCCACAAAAGGGCCAAAACUUUCUCAACAUCCUAAUCAUAUCGCUCACCGUUCUCGUUAUAGCUGUCCCAGAAGGACUCCCUCUUGCAGUUACGCUUGCGCUGGCGUUCGCGUCCAACCGGAUGCUGAAGGACAAUAACCUUGUCCGACAGCUAAGGGCUUGUGAGAUCAUGGGCAACGUUACAAAUAUCUGCUCGGAUAAGACCGGGACGCUGACGCAGAAUAAGAUGAAGGUUGUCGCCGGGAUCGUCGGCUCGAGUCAGCUCUUCAAUGACAACCUCGGGGUGUCCCAGACCACCAUCGAUCUUGAAGCCGCAUCUCCACAGGAAAUCAGGGCAGCUUCUGCUGCUAUUUCGGAUCCCGUAGGUGGAUUCAUCGGAGGAGAUUUGAUCGACGACGUCAAGGAAAUGCUCAAACAGUCUAUCGUCGCCAACUCUACAGCCUUUGAAGGCCCGGGUGAGGGUGGCAUGAAAACCUUCAUUGGGUCGCAGACAGAGACAGCCCUUCUCAUUUUUGCUCGGGACCAUCUAGGAAUUGGACCCUUGAGCAUCGAGCGUUCGAAUAUAAAGAUUGUCCAAUUGAUCCCCUUUGAUGCGAAGCGCCAAUGCAUGGGCACCGUCGUCGAGCUCGACGGCUUGCAUAGACUAUAUGUCAAGGGUGCGUCCGAGGUAUUGCUGCGAAAGUGCACGAGAAGCAUGCAAUCUUCAACUGAGAAGGGGGUCUGGGAUACAGAGCUGACUACGGACGACGCUGCAUCUCUGAACCGGAUCAUCACUGGUUACGCGUCACAUUCACUUCGAACCAUUAGCCUAGUGUAUCGCGACUUUCAGCAAUGGCCGCCGCCUAGGGCCCGGAUCGUGGAUGAUGGGGAGGUCGUCUUCGAGGACAUCCUCAAGGAUCUAGUCUUCUUUGGCCUCGUUGGCAUCCGUGACCCACUCCGUGACGGUGCUCGAGAGGCGGUGCAGGCCUGUCUCAAGGCCGGUGCGAUUGUGCGCAUGGUCACAGGAGAUAAUAUUUUAACUGCCAAAGCGAUUGCGAAGGAAUGUGGUAUUCUCUCGCCUACACCUACGCCUGUGGCUAGUUGUAGUGACAUCGCCAUGGAAGGGGCCGAGUUCAGGUCUCUGAGUACAGAGGAGAGGGAUCGAAUCAUCCCGAAUCUCAAGGUCCUAGCAAGGUCUAGUCCAGACGAUAAACGGAUCUUAGUGAUGCGGCUGAAAGAGAUGGGAGAAAUAGUCGCAGUGACCGGGGAUGGGACCAAUGAUGCUCCUGCUCUCGCAGCGGCUGAUAUUGGCCUUUCAAUGGGUAUCUCCGGCACCGAGAUUGCACGAGAGUCCUCUUCUAUUGUCUUAUUGGACGAUAACUUUGCUUCGAUUGUCAAAGCUAUAAUGUGGGGUCGAGCAGUUAACGACGCGGUGAAGAAGUUCUUACAGUUUCAGAUCACAGUUAGCAUCACCUCUGUGGUGCUCACCAUGGUCUCCGCAAUAGCCAGCUCCACCGAGACAUCAGUCCUCACUGCCGUCCAAUUAAUGUGGAUCAACCUCUUCCAAGACACAAUGGCCGCUCUUGCACUCGCAACUGAUCCUCCUGCGCCCACGAUCCUAGAUAAGAAGCCCGAUCCCAGGGCAGCGGCGCUCAUCACCAUCCCGAUGUGGAAGAUGAUUUUUGGACAGAGCGCUUAUCAGUUGGCGGUUACGCUGAUACUCCAUUUCGGAGGCGCCACAAUUCUGAAUUAUCAUACGGAUCGAGAACUGGCACAGCUACAAACGAUAGUGUUCAAUGCGUACGUGUGGAUGAAUAUUUUCAAUAUGUAUAACAACCGUCGGAUCGACAACAAGUUCAAUAUCCUGGAGGGCUUGCACCGCAACUGGCUCUUCAUCACUAUCACCACGAUCAUGAUCGGCGUUCAGGUCCUAAUCAUCUUUAUUGGUGGGGAAACCUUUUCGGUAACGCGUCUCACCAGGGCCCAAUGGGCCAUUUCCGUUGUGCUAGGCGUGCUAUGUAUCCCCUUUGGCUUCUUCAUGAGCCUCUUAUCUGAUGAAUUAUUGGCCAAAUGGUUUCGGCCUGUCGAACGGGCUAUUGAGGCGUUAUUAGGCUUCAACACUUCCUCCCUUUGUCUUACAAUAGAGCCUGGUUACAAGCAUAUCGUUAUAAGCAUACCCCUCCGUACCCCUUUUCGUUUUGUGCAUAUGAAGGUUUUGUGUGAAAAUCAACCCAAAGGCCUCGAGGGGGGAUUAUCAUACUACCGUGUGGAUGAGCAAAUGAUCCACGGGGUUUGUGGCCAGUUUGGCGUUCAGUAUAUACGUAGUGGUGCAAAGUAA